AUGCUGCGCAACGGGGCGGCGGGCGGCGGCGGGGCCGCGGCGGGCGGCGGCGGCCACCGGCCCGUGCGCGUCUGGUGCGACGGAUGCUAUGACAUGGUGCACUAUGGCCACUCGAACCAGCUGCGCCAAGCGCGGGCUAUGGGCGAUUACCUGAUCGUUGGGGUCCACACGGAUGAGGAGAUCGCCAAGCACAAGGGUCCCCCUGUCUUUACACAGGAGGAGAGGUACAAAAUGGUGCAGGCCAUCAAGUGGGUGGAUGAGAUUGCUCCUGGAGCUCCUUAUGUCACCACAUUGGAAACCCUGGACAAGUACAGCUGUGACUUCUGUGUGCAUGGGGAUGACAUCACCUUAACUAUCGAUGGCAAGGACACCUAUGAGGAAGUAAAGACAGCAGGGCGAUACAGGGAAUGCAAACGCACUCAAGGCGUGUCCACCACUGACCUUGUUGGCCGCAUGCUGCUCAUGACUAAGGCUCACCACAGCAACAUAGGGCCCAAAGGUCACAGUCCCUGGACUGGCGUCUCACAGUUCCUGCAGACAUCCCAGAAGAUCAUCCAGUUUGCAUCGGGGAAGGAGCCGCAGCCAGGAGACACCAUCAUAUACGUGGCUGGAGCCUUUGACUUGUUCCAUGUUGGUCACGUGGAUUUCCUGAAGAAGGUUCACCAGUUGGCAGAGAAACCCUACAUCAUUGCUGGGCUGCAUUUUGAUCAGGAGGUGAAUCGCUACAAAGGGAAGAACUAUCCCAUCAUGAACAUCCAUGAGCGAACUCUCAGUGUCCUGGCCUGCAGGUAUGUCUCAGAGGUGGUGAUUGGAGCUCCCUAUGCCGUCACUGCUGAUCUGUUGGAUCACUUCAGGGUAACACUUGUUUGUCAUGGGAUGACUGAGGUGGUGCCAGACAAGGAUGGUUCUGAUCCAUAUGAGGAACCGAAGCAACGCGGCAUUUUCCAGCUGGUGGACAGUGGCAGCAAUCUCACCACUGAUCUAAUUGUGCAAAGAAUCAUCAAGAACAGGCUGGAGUUUGAAGCUCGCAACCAGAAGAAAGAAGCAAAAGAGCUGGCUGUGCUGGAGGCCAUGAGAAGGUUGGAGGAGGAGAAACACUAGGCUGCAGAGUGGGGAUGUGUGAGCCACAGAGUGCUGCAGCUUCACCCUCUGGUAGAGCAACUGCUCUUCAGGAAGAGCCCCCUGAAGGGGGGCAGCACUGCUGGCACGCAGGAUGUGCUGUCCUACCUUUUGCUGUCCUAGCUCCUCCUGCACUAAUUAUGCAGACAUAACGAGUUGGGAUUCCGUUGCCUAGUUUUAUCUCCGUUAAUCAGUCCCUGUCCCUUUUCCCAGGAGGAGAUUUGACAAAAAGGUUUUAAUUAUAACUAAUGUUUUAACAUGUUGAUGUGCUUUUACCUUCUGCCAUUUCUGGCUCUUAGUAGGAGGGAAUGGAGGAGCUGCCCAUGCCCCCUUGCCCUUCCAGACUCUGCAUUGCAGAGCAGCCUCCUGGGCAGUGGUGUGGGUGGCUGGACAGUCAGUGAGAGCAGCCUCGGGGACAAGACAGGGCUCACGUUGUUCCUCCUGUAGCUUUUCCUCAGAAACAAGGGGCUGGCUGCCAGAGGUGGUGCUGGGCUCUGGGGUUUACUGUACUGCCUCUUCUCAGCUCCCAUCCCUGCACACUGCAACCCAGAGCUACUCUGGGUUGAGCUGGAUAAAGGCAAAUCCUUUGCUGCCCCAGUGACAGGCUGCAGGUGGCAGCUGAUGCUGGGUCCAGGCAUUUCUCCACACAAAGCAUAGGGACCCUGGGGCCUUUUCCCAAAGGCUCUCCCAUUUGCAAGGCAGCAGGACCUGAUGCCUUGUGUGGACUGUGCUUAGAGCCCCACUUGCUUCUGCUGUCAGAGCCCACCUUGUGCCUGAUGGAUUACCUGAGGGCAGGGCCUGGCCAGGUGAAGUUUUAGGGUUGUUUUCUGAUUGCUGACACUCAGCUUGCCUGCCUCUAAGGGGAGGUGCAGGGCUGGGAGAAUGGUCCUGAGCUGUAAGCCCCUUUUGCCUCUUACAUUCCAGGAUACUAUGGUGGGUAUCCUUAGCAGCUCACUGCACUGUGCCAGAUGGUCCUUCCAGGCUGUGUCUGGUGUCCUCUUUCUUGUAAACUUUUGUUGCUGAUCAUUAAUAAAAUGUUGAAGAGUUGUG
Molecule: messenger RNA, 2169 nt
Organism: Lonchura striata (white-rumped munia)
Lineage: Eukaryota; Metazoa; Chordata; Aves; Passeriformes; Estrildidae
Source: RefSeq, a predicted model, not a curated record